Messenger RNA from Astrephomene gubernaculifera, 4966 nucleotides. The record is from the annotation of a GenBank genome assembly. Lineage: Eukaryota; Viridiplantae; Chlorophyta; Chlorophyceae; Chlamydomonadales; Astrephomenaceae.
UUACUAUUGCUCCUUACGGAUAUAGCGUGAAAGCGAUUAAGGACGACAUCUUUUUCAUUGACCUGCGGCUAACUCCAUUUGUCAUGUGCGUCAUCUUCAAAGCCACCAGCUAGGGUGGCUUUUCCUGGUGUAUCAGCAUUUGACCUUCCUCCUCCUACCUCUAGCUAGUUAUAAGCACCAGUAUUGGGUUCAAGUUGACAGCUCUUGCUUCUUGGGUCUUACAGCAUAACAAGCUUGCAGCCAACCGCUAUGGCUUUGGGCUUAGGGAAAUCGCCGCCUGGUCUGGGAACACUGCAGCUGUUGUUCAGCUUGGUCAUCCUGCUCCAAUGUGCACAAUGCGCACAACAGCGAGUCCACAUCGUGACAGGGCGCUCGAUUGCUCCAAUUGGAGGUAGAGCGUCUGUCUAUAAUGGAACCCGCGAAACAUCAUUCUCUAACCAGCUUGUCAAGACGUUUCCCAACGGUCUGACCUAUUGGUGGAACGACUCCAAGGGCUACAUGAAUUUUGGCGAUGAGCGGUACAGCGGCACGUUCCGCUACCUGCUUCGCUUCGAGGACCUGCACCGCUACGUGCCGGCGGGCGCCGUGGUGCAGUCGGCGGAGCUGGUGGUCACCUUCCUCAACGUGCACUACUGGGUGCAGGUGCAGGCGUGCUACAUGUCGAAGCAGUGGAGCGCCUACGAGCUGCCGGCGCAGAGGUUCACGUCCACCGGUUGGCUGUACUCGCGCUGGAACGGCAGCGCCAGCCUCAACUGGACGGAGCCGGGCGGCUGGGCGGACUGCAACCGCCAAGCCAACAUCAGCUUCCUGGCGCCCUACAUCAGCGGCAGCGGGCAGGCCUACUACCCCAUCACCAUCCCGCUGGACACCAAGAUAGUCGCCGGCUGGAUCGCUAACAAGGGCGCCGCCAACUAUGGCAUGAUGUUCAGGGGCAUGAACGGCUCCAUCUUCGUGAUGAACGCCGCCUGGCAGAACGGCACGCUGUUCCGCCCCUCGCUCACCAUCACAUACGACACAGCCGCGGGGGCAACCGCGCCCACCGUCAAGUAUCCCUACAACGUCACCAGCGUCCCUCGCAUCUGGUGGGUGGGGCCGGAGGGCAAUGACGAGGCGUACAGCGGGCAACCCGAGCUGCCCUUCGCGUCGCCCGCCAAGGCGCUGAUCUGGGCCAAGCCAGGAGAUAAGAUCUACAUGAAAACAGGCUCGUACGGAGGUUCCCUGUCCAUCACGCAGCCCAACAUCACCCUGCAGUCCGCCCCCGGCCACUGGGCCGUCAUCUCCAGUCCGCUCAACGACCCGCACGGCGCCGUCAACACCUUCACCAUCUUCCCGGGCGCGGACAACGGCGUGUUUCAGAACUUCGAAAUCACCGGCGGCUUCUACUACGCCGUCAUGUUCUACACGGCCUGGGGCACCUACCGCACCACCCAGCAGAACGUGGCCAACGGCACGGCGCCAAGCAACUGGGUGCUGCAGAACAUGCGCAUCCACGACACUGGCAGCAGCUGCGUCAAGCUGUCCGUCAACUCGCGCAACAACAGCUUCAGCAACUGCGAGAUCUACAACGCCGGCACGCGCUUCCGCACCUACGGCUUCGGCAUCGAGGCCGUACAGGCGUACGACCUGGACAUCUCCGACUGCUACUUCCACGACACGGCGGGCGGCGCCGUGCUGCUGGCGGGCGGCACCGCGCGCGCCAGCCUCAAGCGCAACUACAUGGAGCAGGUCAACAGCGGCAUCGAGGUGGGCGGCUUCACGGGCGCCGACAUGUUCAACACGCUGGACAACCCCAACCUGUACGAGGCGAUCAACACCACGCUGCGCAACAACAUCAUCACCGCCACCCGCCUGGCCGGCAUCGUGCUGCGCGGGGCGCUGCGCACCAGCGUGACCCACAACACCCUGUGGCGCGUCAUGGAGGGCGGCCAGGCGGGGAUCCUGCUGGACGCCUCCGUCCACGGCAUCACGGGCCGCGGCAACGUGUACCUGGGCAACAGGGACGUCACGCUGUGGGGCAACAUCGUGGCGCGCUCGGCCUCCGCGGCCGCGGGCCCGCUGCUGCAGAUCCGCGCCAGUGGCCUGGACACGGUCUCGCCCAACCUCACCACGGGCUACAACGUGUACCACGACCAGGCGGCGCAGGCGGCCACCAACGGCACGUUCAAGUGGGGCGUGGGAGUGAUGCUGGAGGACCAGCGCGCCGGGAGCCUGUUCGUGGGCAACCUGAGCGGCUGGCGGCAGUUCUGCACCGCCAAGCUGAACCUCACCAUGUGCGAGGUGAACAGCACAGAGGCAGACCCGCGCCUCAACGCCACCUUCACACCCCUGCCGUGCAGCCCGGCAAAGGGACGGGUGCCCAUGACCAUUCCGGGAGACAUCCCGCCCAACAACAAUGAUUUCCACAGCCGCAAGCGACCCGUGGGUCUCUACGACGCCGGCGCAGUGCAGUCCGGUGCUGCAGGAGCUGUAAAAGCCAUUCCACCCGUGCCUGAUGCCUUCAAAGCGUAUGCUGCCUUUAAGGGCAUGGGGCGUCCAUCGACGUUUGACUUCGGUUGGCCGUACUACUUUUGGCAGUCUCGCAUCUGCAAGAACCUUACCGUGGAUGCAAUCUACGGCAACGACAGCCAGCCCUUUGACUACUAUGCCAACUACGCCCAGCCCUUCAGGACGAUCCAGGCCGCGUUGGACCACGGCAGCAACUGCGACCGCAUCUUCCUGCGCGCGGGUCCCGGCCAGCGCCACCCCGGCUACAUCACCUUCAUGAAGGCCACCAACACCAGCAUCACCACCCACCCGGCCGACCUGCCCGCCCGCGCCACCAUCGUCUGCUCCCAGAACGUCACCACGCCCUGCAUCUACAUGUACUUCAGCGCCACCGCCAUCAACAUCACGGGGCUGGACAUCGCCAUGUCCAACGGCUCCAGCGGCAGCUGCAUGCACCUGGACGGACCCGGCGGCAGCGGCACCAGCCCCUACUGGAACUGGUACGCGGGGACCAGCGGCAAGUUCUCACCGCUGCUCUCCUUCUUCACGGACAUGAACCUGACCAACUGCGGCACGCACGGCAUCAAGCUGAGCACGUUCGUGUACGGCGUGGUGAUGGAGCGGCUGAACAUCAGCGGGCCGGGCCUGGUGGGCAUCAACGUGGUGGGCGGCGGCAACCUGACCAUCCGCGCCAACAACAUCCUCAACCCGGGCGAGGCGGGCAUCCGGCUGGGCGGCGGAGUGCGCAACACGCGGGUGGACAGGAACUACAUCAAGAACUUCGGCGGAGUGGGCAUCAUGCUCGGCAGCGAGGGCACUGAUGUCUCCAACAUGGACGUGGACUGGGCCAAGUACGGCUACAGCACGCCUUCAUGGCACGACUGCUUCAAUACUACCGUGAUCAACAACAUCCUGGACGGCGGUGCGGGUGCGGGCAUCGCCUUCUACGGCGCCCGUGACGCGGUGGUGGUGCACAACACCAUCCUCGGCGUGGCGGGCACCAUGCAGGCGGGCGUGCUGCUCAACGUCAGCCCCAAGCAGAUCGGGCCCGCCUCGGAGGUCGGGCCGCCCAACACCAACAUCACCUUCAAGAACAACAUCGUGACGCUGCCGCCCGGCACCUUCCUGCGCUUCGUGGUGCAGGCGCGCAUCCUGCAGGGCAGCCUCGUGAACCUCAAGCUCAACAUCAGCCGCCCGACCGGCACCUGCACCGCCGCACGCCGGCAGCUGCGCGGCAUGACGCAGGUCUGGCAGGAGGACCCGCUGGCGCCCGCCGCCACCGCCGCACCGGGCAGCAGGGCAGUGCGCAGCGAGCUGGUGGUGGAGGAGACCGGGGCCGUGGUGCGGCGCCGCAGCCUGCUGCCGCUGUCCUUCACCGACCCCUACACCAAGGCAACCGGCGUACAGGGCCGCAACGCCGACGGCUCCUGCCCGGUCUUCCCCGACUCCUCCCCCUGGCACCAGGACGUGUCCGGGCUGUCCGUGCACCCGCGCAGCGAGGCCAUCAAGAGCAACAUCGGGCCCAACAAGGGGCUGCACUUCGACUUCGGGUUCGAGGUAUCCUACCUGGGAACCAAGUUUCCUGCCGGCAAGCCAAUUAACAUCAUCGACAGCAGGAACAUCACCACCCGUAUCAAGGUGGUCCCCGGCCCCACCGGCUACUUCGACCCGACCGAGAACAACCCGAACGGCUUCCCCUUCCCAGCGGACCUGAAGAUCCAGAACGCCUUCCCGGGCUGCGGCGACCCGCCCUGCUGGGGCGACCGGCACAUGAUUGUGGUGGACAACGCAACAUGCACGCUGUACGAAUCCUACAGAACCUUCCCGCCGUCUGUGACCAAGAACGGCACGUGGCAGAUCGACUAUCUGUGCCACUUCAACCUGUCCCGAGCUGCGAUCGAACGGCCCAUGGGCGCCACCUCCGCUGAUGCCGCCGGCCUGGCCAUCCUGCCGGGCCUGGUGCGGUACGAGGAGAUCGUGCGGGGCUACAUCGACCACGCGCUGCGCUUCACCGGGCCCUGCUCCCGGCCCGCCUACGCGCUGCCCGCCACGCACUUCGCGUCCGUGGGCUACAACGGCACCGACGCGCCCUACAUGGGCAUGCGGGUGCGCCUCAAGGCAAACUACAACUGCACCAAGCUGGCGCGGGCUGCGCGCAUCUUUUGCGAGGCGCUCAAGAAGUACGGCGGAAUCUAUGCGGACAACGGCGCUGUGUGGGACUUUGACGGCGAGGCUACCGAGAAGUGGUACCCUCUUUGGUCGGAGCUCACCGACAUCUACAAGAUCAAUUCCACCGAACUGGAGGUCAUCGACCCCGGCUGCAUUUGCACCAACGGCGGCUGCACCAUUGCGGAGUGCCACGGACUGGCCUGGGUGGACCCGAACUCGCCUCUCGUGUUCCCCGCGAUUGACAACUCGUCCAACAUCGUGUUUGCCAACAACUUCUACUACAAGCCCAACACGACGGGGCUGUACAUCGACC